GGCUACGUGGGGGAGUGAAAUUCACCAACGUAUACUAUGGAAGAUGUCUCUGUUUAAAGGAGCAAUGAUAACUGCGUCAAAGUCAAGAAUAUUAAGCCUUGCGAGGGCAUCUACUCUCCUAAACAACCUCGGCGUCAGGCAGGAGAUUUACCGGCUUCCUGAAAGCUCCCAGCCGGUUUACAUAGCGGGUCAGCGGUGCUUCAGCAACGCCUCCAUCCUUCAGGAGAAGUCUGGGCAGCAGAGUCCAGCAGAAGAUAAGGUUCACCUCACAGAGUCAUGUGUGAAGAGGCUAUCAGAAAUCUUAGAGAAGGGCGAGUACCUGAGAAUACAAGUGGAGGGAGGAGGUUGCUCUGGAUUUCAGUAUAAGUUUUCUGUAGAUCGCAACAAGAAUGAGGAGGACAGAGUGUUUGAGCAGGGGGGAAUGGGCAUCAUCGUUGAUGAAGAGAGUCUGGAGUUUGUGAAGGGAUCCACUGUGGACUUCAGUCAGGAGUUGAUCCGCUCCACCUUCCAGGUCUUGAAGAACCCCCAGGCAGAUCAUGGCUGUUCCUGUGGCAGUUCAUUUUCUGUGAAAGUAUGAUUGAUGCUUCAGAACUGUUUAAUACUUUAGUUCAAUAGUUUAUGAGGUGGAUGAUAAUUAUAACCCAGGAAAACCAACAAGAGAUGUGAAAUUAAUGGGUUCACCAUUUACCUAUUCACUUUUGCAUUACUGCAGCGCUUCAUUGAGACGUGUCUGUGAAACUUCUAAUUUUAGAUUGUAACAUUUUAUUGGUGCUGUUUGUGCUGCCAGAAAGAAAACUUUAACUUCAGGGAAACAAAAAUCUGCAUCUUUUCAAUGGUGACACCGUUUGUCAGACAAAAAGCUGUACGAUCAUUUAAAGCUCAUUUCCUUAUGCAGUUAUGUUGCAAAUAUGCUACUUUGUGUCAGUCAAACAGAAGGUCAGUGGUGAUGGAAUGUGUUAAAUUCCCCUCAACAGAUCUUACUGUUGGAUUACCACUGUGUCUUUCUACAAAAAGGCUACUAGAAUCUUAUCAGAUUUUUGUUGUAAAAUGUUACCAUAUAGGAAAGGAUCAGAGAUGCAAGGUGCAGACAGAUUAACAGAAAGUUGUUCGUGUGUAAUCUAAAGUGGAUUAUGCACUUUAGUGUCAUUUGCUUUAAUAGCUAAUGCAAACACUAUGAGUUCACCUAAUACUCAAGUAUUAGAUUUAGAUUUAGACGGAAUCAAUUCUCUUUAAGCAACUCGGAAGCGGAAUGAUUUGCCAACUUUGGUAUUUUUUGUUUGUUUUUGUGAAAAUGAGGCAAAGUGAGUGAGAUGUAUUGGUUAUUCAGUGUGCUUUUUAAAGACAUGUACAAGCAACUGAUGUUUUCCAACAGAACAAAACUCUUCAGUGUAAAUGCUGUAAAUAAGUCAUAACUGUCAGUUUAAUUUAUGAAGUCUGAGUUGGAAUAAAUGAGUGUACCUAUUAAAUGAAAUUGUGCUGUCAUAAAUCUAAAAA
Poeciliopsis prolifica (blackstripe livebearer) is the source of this 1494-nucleotide messenger RNA. It is a transcript of the gene isca2, whose product is annotated as iron-sulfur cluster assembly 2. Gene Ontology annotation, molecular function: 4 iron, 4 sulfur cluster binding; 2 iron, 2 sulfur cluster binding; iron ion binding. Gene Ontology annotation, cellular component: mitochondrion. Gene Ontology annotation, biological process: iron-sulfur cluster assembly. The record is from RefSeq and is a predicted model, not a curated record. NCBI's taxonomy places the organism in Eukaryota, Metazoa, Chordata, Actinopteri, Cyprinodontiformes, Poeciliidae. The transcript is spliced from 4 exons. Bases 44 to 577 code for a protein of 177 amino acids.